CGGCCGCUGGCGGCGCUGCCGUAGAAGGCGAGGGGCGGUGCCGCCCCCUCCGCGCCCCGCCCCGCCCCGCCGCGCCCCGGUCCCCAAGCCGCGCGGAGCGCAGCGCAGGACAGCGGGAGCUGAGGAUCGCGGAGCCGGCCAUGGGCAAGUCAGCCUCCAAACAGUUUAAUAACGAGGUCCUGAAGGCCCACAAUGAGUACCGACGGCAGCACGGUGUCCCCCCGCUGAAGCUCUGCUCAAAGCUCAACCGAGAGGCCCAGCAGUAUUCCGAAGCCCUGGCCAGCACGAGGAUCCUCAAGCACAGCCCGGAGUCCAGUCGUGGCCAGUGUGGGGAGAACCUCGCGUGGGCAUCAUAUGAUCAGACAGGAAAGGAAGUGGCUGAUAGAUGGUACAGUGAAAUCAAGAACUACAACUUCCAGCAGCCUGGCUUCACCUCAGGGACCGGACACUUCACAGCCAUGGUGUGGAAGAACACAAAGAAGAUGGGGGUGGGGAAGGCAUCUGCCAGUGACGGGUCCUCCUUUGUGGUGGCCAGAUACUUCCCAGCAGGGAAUGUUGUCAACCCUGGCUUCUUCGAAGAAAAUGUUCUGCCUCCAAAGAAGUAACCUGUGGAGCCGAACAGGAAGGUGUGAGUCUAAGAACACGGAUGUGAAGUGCCCUAGAACAAUGAGCGACAGCUACGUGUCUGUCCCUGUGGAUGUAUGUGCCUGGUUUGUGAUGCAUGUGGGCAUCGCCUGGGCACAUUUUGUAGAUAUACAGCUCACUGAUUAAAGGAAUGACCAGUAUCCGAAGCCUUACCCAGAGGGUUACCCAGACCACAAUUAUUUGGAUUGGGGAGGGUUUAAGUUUUUAAAUUUUUUUUAAAGCGUAAUUCUUUUGUAUCUUUCUUACUUCUAAUAUUCAUCCUUGGACAUUUUGUAUUCCAAAUAUUUGUGAUCCCAAGAUGGGAAGUUUAUCUGAUCUUCAUGUGUUGUGUCUACUUUUGGUAGAUAUUUGAAUAUUAAACCCUCAUUUCGAUGUGACAUAGCUUGAAAUGCAUAAUAGAAAGCAGCUGGCAUCAGAUGCACAGAGCAGCCCGGGGCUGCAUUUCAUGGAGCCGUUGAGAUUUCUCAGUGUCAAACAUGAUGUCAUCCUGCAGGCCUCCUAGGUCCUCUCAUGGUAUUGUCAAAGAACAAAUGGAGAAAAUAACUUUACUUCCUUUCAUUUUUCUACCUUUAAAUAUCAAACUUCAGUACCGCCACCCAUGCCACCCACAUACACCUUUUUUCUUCAGCUGUUCUGUAUUUCGGAGCUCAGUGUGCUGCUGAGUAAUUUGGCUAGCCCUGGAAUGCCCUUCUAACCCUGUGAAGCGGCCGGCCUGAUGUGGAGACAGCCGCUUGCAUUGCCUGGGCUCCGGGCCAAGUGGCCUUGGGUGGAUAAAAUCAGUAGUAUGGGGACGAGUGAGCUCACUCAGGGCCCCGGGAGGAAGCAGAAGCCGCUGCCCUUCCCCUACACAGGGCGAAGCCCAAGCCAGUUCCUGGCAGCUGUCGCUGCAGCUGUGCUGCUGCUCCUCCAGGAAUGCAUGACAAACUCAAAUGCUCCAAGGAGGUGUCCAAGGCAGGGGGCUUAGAAGCCCUAAUUUGGCUCUGAGUUUUGCCUCAAACUACAGAGUUUCCCUGAAUAGCAGUUUUAUAAGGUCUGUGUGGGAGGAGACUCUCAGAUGCCCCAGCUAACUGUCUUUGCAACUGUGGUCUCUGGGCCUGCCAAGAUAGCAGGGUCCAGGGAAGGGUCACUGGCCUGCAGUCUGGACCAGCCAGUGUUUGAAACAACUUUUGAAAGUCCAUGGUGCAAUGUGAACAUAGUCGUACGCUGUACCCCUCAUUUCAUCCAGGGCAUAUUAAUAAUAAAAUCUUUUUCUUUUGUGUAA
Cavia porcellus (domestic guinea pig) is the source of this 1906-nucleotide messenger RNA. RefSeq names its product GLI pathogenesis related 2 (gene Glipr2). The record is from RefSeq and is a predicted model, not a curated record. The transcript is spliced from 5 exons. Gene Ontology annotation, cellular component: extracellular region. Bases 141 to 605 code for a protein of 154 amino acids. NCBI's taxonomy places the organism in Eukaryota, Metazoa, Chordata, Mammalia, Rodentia, Caviidae.